Messenger RNA from Vidua chalybeata, 1118 nucleotides. Its product is annotated as zinc finger protein 541-like. The coding region runs from base 100 to 885 and encodes 261 amino acids. The transcript has 9 exons. Lineage: Eukaryota; Metazoa; Chordata; Aves; Passeriformes; Viduidae. The record is from RefSeq and is a predicted model, not a curated record. Gene Ontology annotation, biological process: negative regulation of DNA-templated transcription; regulation of transcription by RNA polymerase II. Gene Ontology annotation, molecular function: transcription corepressor activity. Gene Ontology annotation, cellular component: transcription regulator complex; histone deacetylase complex.
ACCAGAUCUGGCCUCUGGAUUGACAUCCUCAUCUCCUUGUCUGCUGCCAGGCAUCCCCACAGCACUUUGGGACUGCCAAAGGUGGAAAGGAGAGGCACAAUGAAAAGGAAAGCAAAAGCCAACAUUCAGCCGCACAUCAAUGUUGGCAGUGACUUUCAGGCUGAGCUCCCUGAGCUGCAGACCGGACCGCCAAGUGAGGAUGAAGAGCCUGCAACCCUGGUCUGGAAGCCCUGGGGGGAAGAUGACUCUGACAUGGAAAAACCGGACAGAGUAAGAGAACUGUUGGACAUGGCCAGCUCCCGUGGCAUUUCCGGGGCAGCAGCUAACCUGGAGCGCGCCCUGCACUGCCUGCACCAGGCACGCGGCAGCAUUCCGGAGGCUCUGGAGAUGUUGCUCUCUGGGGGGCCUCCAACACCUCAAGGCCAUCCCUUGGCUGAUUAUCAUUACGCAGACUCUGAUACAUGGACACCUGAGGAGAAGGAGUCCUUCCAAAAGGCUUUCCACACCUAUGGCAAGGAUUUUCAUCUCAUCCAGAAGCAGAUUCAGAGUAAGACCGUGGCACAGUGUGUGGAGUACUACUACUCCUGGAAAAAAGAGCAUAAACUUGCCAGUGCUCUUGCUCAGACUGUGGGCAAAGCAAAGAGGAGCAAAAGCCCUCCCAGAAAGGAGAAUGGGGAGACAGGGAAGAGAAGACGCAAGAGGGCCCGCAGCGCGGAGUGUCCCUGCUGCCAACCGCACCAGCCGCCUCAUUCGGCGGGAGGCCCCUUUCCAUGCGGGCAGUGCAAACGGGUGUUUGAAACCAUGACGGAAAGGAAUAAACACAGGAGAAGGCAUUGCCCACAGAAGGAAGCAGGGCCUCUCUCCAAGAAGAAAAGACCAAAUUAGCCCUGCAGCUGUCUAGGGCUAGCAAGAGUUAGCUGUCAAGAGGACUAGACAGAAAUAAGAUUGUUUGUUAAGUUUUUAGAUUUUUUAUUCUUCUACUUAGUUUACUAGAUAGGAAUCUCUCCAUUUAUUAGUUAAGAUUCAUUAUUAGUAAGAUUCAUUAUUCAUUAGUAUUAUUAAAGAUGCAUUAGUAUUAUUAGAUUUAUCAGUAAAUGUAAGAGGUUUGGUGUUCGCUA